AUGAACAAUCCACUUGGACGCUCUACAUAGAAACCUGAGCAAUAGCAGUAGGCACAAAACAAUCAAAAGAAUAGUAGAGCAAAAGAGUUUGAGAAACAACUCCAAGAGGAGGAAAGAAUGUUGGCUCAAUCUGGAGGAAUUGUUAAUAUACAAUAGCCAACCACUCAAUAAUAAUAAUAGCCUGUUUAUUCAUAAUAGCAAUAACUCAAUCAAUAACCACAAUCCGUAUUUGGAUAGAUAGGCUAGAUGCUGGAUGCCCCAAGAAAAUUAUUUUUUAGAAACACCACAACUCAACCAUAACCCACGUAGUAAGGUUAAAGAUAACCAACUGAUUAGAAUGAGCCAGAAAUCAUACAAACUAAUAUUGUGUAGACCUAUACAACACGUGACAUUAAGAGCAUUGGACUGGAGAUUGUACAACCUGGAGAAAUAGCUUUAUAGGAACUCAGAGGAAUAUGCUCAAUUGGCUCUCAAUAAUUUUAGGGAAUCAUUGUAGCAACAAAUUAUUAAAUUGUGUUUUUACCUGAUAAAUUCCCAAAGGAUUUUAGAAAGGAUUAUUUUUACGUUCCUUACACUCUAAUAAUCAAGGUAGACAAGACUAUGGAUAGGAAGCAAAAUGAUGCCAAUUUCAUUGAGAUCUCAUGUAAGGAUGGGAGAUGGUUCAAAUAUAGAUUUUUGAGGGAGCAGAAUGACGAUUGUAAUAGCAUAUUUAAUGUCAUCAAUAAGAAUGCUUUCACCUUAAAUAAAUAGACUUUAUUUGCAUUCUCAUAUUACAAGGAAUUCUCCAAUUUAGAAACUGAAUACUAAGGAUGGAAGGUAUUCAACAUUGAAAAGGAUUUUGAAAGAAUGGGAAUUAAUAUCUUACAAGAGAAUUCUCAAAAUCAGAAUGGAUUGUUUAAAUAUCUAAAUAAUGAGAAUGGCAUCAUUUGUUCAACCUAUUAUAAUAGAUUAGUUGUACCAGCAAAGGCAGAUUUAGAUUGUAUUUAAAAAACAGCCAAAUUUAGAUCUAAAGAAAGAAUACCCAUACUCUCUUAUGCAUUUCCAAUAAAUGGAAAAGUGAUAUCAAUGUGGAGAUGUUCAUAAUGCAGAACCGGAAUUGGAUAGAACAGAUCCACUGAGGAUGAAUGCUAUUUGAAAUAUAUUCAAUACGAAGAGAAGGAAACUCGAUUAAGGAUCUAUGAUGCAAGACCUCACAUUAAUGCUAUUGGAUAAUAGGUGGCCGGCAAAGGAUAUGAGAAUACUCUUUUUUAUAGAAGAUGUAGCAUAGACUUCUUGGAUAUUCACAACAUACAUAAAGUAAGAGAUUCAUAAACCAAAUUGUUGAAGGCAGCAUUUAAUGAAAACGUUCAAUUUCUAUCAUAGUUGGAGUAGUCAUAGUGGUAUGAUCACAUCGUGGCCAUCAUCAAAGGGUCUGCAAAAAUAGCAAUCACAAUGACCAGAGAGAAAAUCAAUGUGUUGGUUCAUUGUAGUGAUGGGUGGGAUAGAACUGCUUAAUUGACUUCUCUUGUCUCUAUUAUGAUCGAUGGAUAAUAUAGAACGAUUGAAGGAUUCAUGAUUCUGAUUUAAAAAGAGUGGAUCAACAGUGGACAUCAAUUCUGUCAACGAUCUGCUAUUGGCAAUAAAUAAAGUAACGAGGAUUCCAGAUCUCCUAUCUUCUUACAAUUCUUAGACUGUGUCUAUUAAAUGCAGCAAUUGUAUCCACUGUCUUUUGAAUUCAAUGGCAAACUACUAUUUGAUUUGGCAUAUCAUCACUUAACUUCAUUAUUUGGAACAUUCUUAUGCGAUUCCUUUUUGGAAAUUCAAAAACAAAAAAUCAUGGAACAAACUGUCUCUAUAUGGUCUUGGAUCAUGAAACAAAAAGACAAGUAUAUCAAUGCUUUCUAUAAAAAUCCAUAAUCAAUUGAUCUAGAUGUCAUUAUUCCAGACUCAUUUACUGGCAAAUCAGUUACUUUCUGGAAAGAAUAUUUCCUCUAUUACUCUUUAGAAUCAAAUGAUGCAUAUUAAAUACAUCCUUAAUGUCAAUACACAAGUGAUAAUAUAUAAGAAAUGUUCAAAGCAUUGUCCAAAGAAAAUCAUGUUUUAAGAUAGGCAUAGAAGGAUCAAGAAAAGUUGGCUAUUCUUCAUCAAUAAAAAUUUAAUUAAUUAAUGCAAAUUAUAUAAGAAACUUAAAAUGAAGAAAUUAUUGAAAAGCUUUAAACAAUCAAACUUAUUUGAGCAAGAUUUUCAUGUUUAUAAAUAAUCACACAUUU
Molecule: messenger RNA, 2249 nt
Organism: Paramecium tetraurelia
Lineage: Eukaryota; Ciliophora; Oligohymenophorea; Peniculida; Parameciidae
Exons: 8
Biological process (GO): dephosphorylation
Molecular function (GO): phosphatase activity
Source: RefSeq, a predicted model, not a curated record